AAGGUGACCUGCUUCAUGCUGCAUCACAUUGAAGAACCCUGCUCCCUGGGGGCUCAUGCUGCUGUCAUUGUCCCGCCCACCUGGAUCAUUAAGGUGAAGAAACCUCAGAACUCGCUGAAGGCUUCAAAUCGGAAGAAGAAGAGAACAAGCUUUAAAAGAAAAGCCAGUAAAAGAGGAACUGAACAGGAAAACAAAGGUCGACCUUUUGUGAUAAAACCUAUCUCUUCUCCUCUCAUGAAGCCCUUGCUUGUGUUUGUGAACCCCAAGAGCGGAGGCAACCAGGGAACCAAAGUCCUGCAGAUGUUCAUGUGGUACCUGAAUCCACGACAGGUCUUUGAUCUAUCUCAGGAAGGGCCAAAAGAUGCGCUUGAGUUAUAUAGGAAGGUACCAAAUCUACGAAUUCUGGCCUGUGGCGGGGAUGGAACGGUGGGCUGGAUCCUUUCUAUUCUGGAUGAACUGCAGCUGAGCCCUCAGCCUCCUGUCGGGGUCCUUCCACUGGGAACUGGGAACGACCUGGCUCGAACUCUCAACUGGGGAGGGGGCUACACUGAUGAACCUGUUUCGAAGAUCCUUUGCCAAGUCGAAGAUGGGACAAUUGUACAGCUGGAUCGCUGGAACCUCCACGUGGAAAGAAACCCAGACUUGCCUCCAGAAGAACUUGAAGAUGGUGUGUGUAAGCUUCCUCUGAAUGUUUUCAAUAAUUACUUCAGCCUUGGAUUUGAUGCCCACGUCACACUGGAGUUCCAUGAAUCCAGAGAAGCAAAUCCAGAGAAAUUCAACAGUCGUUUUCGAAAUAAAAUGUUCUAUGCAGGGGCAGCUUUUUCUGAUUUCCUACAGAGAAGCUCUAGAGAUCUUUCCAAACAUGUUAAAGUUGUUUGUGAUGGAACAGAUCUCACUCCAAAGAUUCAGGAACUGAAGUUCCAGUGUAUAGUAUUUUUAAAUAUACCCAGAUAUUGUGCUGGCACAAUGCCCUGGGGGAACCCAGGAGAUCACCAUGAUUUUGAACCUCAGCGUCAUGAUGAUGGUUAUAUUGAAGUAAUUGGAUUCACUAUGGCCUCUUUGGCUGCCCUGCAAGUUGGGGGCCAUGGGGAAAGGCUACACCAGUGUCGGGAGGUCGUGCUGCUCACUUACAAACCCAUCCCCAUGCAAGUGGAUGGGGAGCCCUGUAGGUUGGCCCCAGCUAUGAUUCGGAUCUCCUUGAGGAAUCAAGCCAACAUGGUGCAGAAGAGCAAGAGGAGAACAUCCAUGCCUUUACUCAAUGAUCCCCAAUCUGUCCCAGACCGCCUGAGGAUCCGGGUGAACAAAAUCAGUUUACAAGACUAUGAAGGAUUCCACUAUGACAAAGAGAAACUUCGGGAAGCUUGUAAGUUCGAAUGGCUGUCUACUUUCUCUAGUUGGUUAAUUCAAAAUUUUGAAGGGUCUAUCCCUCUGGGUAUUCUAGUUGUGCGUGGAGACUGUGACUUGGAGACUUGCCGUAUGUACAUAGAUCGCCUACAGGAGGACCUGCAGUCAGUUUCUUCUGGCUCCCAGAGAGUUCAUUACCAGGACCACGAAACCUCCUUUCCCAGGGCACUCUCAGCCCAGAGACUUUCCCCGCGGUGGUGCUUUCUAGAUGACAGAUCUCAGGAACAUUUGCACUUUGUGAUGGAGAUUUCCCAAGAUGAGAUUUUUAUUCUGGACCCCGAUAUGGUAUUGUCACAGCAGGCAGGGACACCUCCCGGAAUGCCUGACCUGGUGGUGGAGCAAGCCUCAGGAGUGGCAGACUGGUGGAACCCUGCCCUACGGAAACGCAUGCUGAGCGACAGCGGGCUGGGAAUGAUUACUCCGCAUUAUGAAGACUCAGAUUUGAGGGACCUCAGCCACUCCCGUGUGCUACAGUCACCAGUCUCUUCAGAAGAUCAUGCAAUUUUGCAGGCAGUAAUAGCUGGUGAUCUUAUGAAGCUAAUAGAAAGCUAUAAAAACGGAGGGAGUCUGCUAAUUCAGGGACCAGACCACUGUUCACUCCUUCACCAUGCAGCUAAAACCGGCAACGGGGAGAUUGUGAAAUAUAUCCUUGACCACGGACCUUCUGAGUUAUUGGAUAUGGCAGACAGCGAAACGGGUGAGACCGCACUGCACAAGGCUGCCUGCCAGCGGAACCGGGCUGUGUGCCAGCUUCUGGUGGAUGCGGGAGCAUCUCUGAGAAAGACGGACUCCAAGGGUAAGACACCUCAAGAGAGAGCACAGCAAGCUGGAGACCCAGAUUUGGCUGCUUACCUAGAAAGCCGCCAGAACUAUAAGAUCAUUGGCCACGAGGACCUGGAAACUGCUGUUUGA
Molecule: messenger RNA, 2316 nt
Organism: Puma concolor (puma)
Lineage: Eukaryota; Metazoa; Chordata; Mammalia; Carnivora; Felidae
Source: RefSeq, a predicted model, not a curated record